GAGAAGCCGGGUGUCCAAACAACGCGCGGUUGUUCCAGAUCGCCGUCACCAACAGCCUAAGGAACAUCGCCGAGUCCGUGAGAUCCGGUUGUGGUGGCAUCCACUUUGCAAUUCUUGUGUAGCACGCGACGCGCAAUAACAGCUAUCAGAAGUGUGUCAAGUACGUCAUGCGGUUGAGAGUGUCUCAAGCAGCAUCCCGUUUGCGCUCCACAAAUCGGCACGGGAAAUCGUUUUGUUCGACGGUGGUCCAGCGAAUUUCUUUUACGAGCGGAAUCAUUACUUUUAUAUUGACGCGGAGCAACGGGUACCGAAAAACAGGACGUGUGGAAGGAGGGAUCGACGUCGUCGAUGACCCAAACGUGCCGCGGCUCGGUGUUACUCGAUGUCAUUGGCCUUUCGAAAAUGAAUUCCUCGAAAUCCUCACGAUCCUCAAGUCGAAUCCCAGCACCGCCAAAAAACUGCACAAAGCCAUGAUGAACGAAUUAUUCAAGAGCAUGAGCAAUGACUUGAACGACAUAAUGAAAGACAACAGUUUGCAAGACGCGUUUGCAAAAAUCGAAAAAUUCUUGGACGAGAGCACCGUGUCCUCCAACGAAGACGCAUGGCGUCCACCGGGAGAUAUAACGGCGCACAUGAGAUCCCUGGACGCGCACAAGAUCACGGAAGCGACCGAGGAGCUGGAGAUACGAGUGAAUCAGAUGGAGAGAGAGAACGAGAUACUGAUGGAAACGAUCGCGAAAGGUAGAUCGCGAGUGCGCGUCGCGAACGACAAUAUGAAGAGAAUUUCGGAUCGCGCGUCGGUCGCGCUGCAAACGUUAGAAAAAACGCGCGAGCAAUUAGCAACCUGUCUUAAAGCGAUUGACAGCGAAUAGAAUCUUAAGAUCUCACUUUUUAAAACACUGUACAUAAAUGUAUAUAUGUUACAUAACUCAUUUGUAUAUUGGCAAACGAUAAAUUAACGAUAAGUAUAACUAACUGUUAAAUAGCAUGUUUUACAUCAGAUUUAUAUAAAUAUUAAAUCUAUGAUAUAUUUUUAUAUACAAAGUGCCAUUGAUCACAAAUUAUGUAUCUUAAAUAUCGUUGUCCCUAUUGCGACGUCCGAGAACAGCGUCUAUCCGUUGUUUUAUAUCUUCCGGACAAGACACUAGGUUUUCUGACUUUGUUCUCAAUUCCUCGAACAGAUUU
This is a messenger RNA of Pseudomyrmex gracilis, 1185 nucleotides long. RefSeq lists its product as uncharacterized. The transcript is spliced from 5 exons. The record is from RefSeq and is a predicted model, not a curated record. Bases 168 to 872 code for a protein of 234 amino acids. Gene Ontology annotation, cellular component: MIS12/MIND type complex. NCBI's taxonomy places the organism in Eukaryota, Metazoa, Arthropoda, Insecta, Hymenoptera, Formicidae.